This is a messenger RNA of Caenorhabditis elegans, 616 nucleotides long. It is a transcript of the gene lpd-5, whose product is annotated as NADH dehydrogenase [ubiquinone] iron-sulfur protein 4, mitochondrial. The transcript has 3 exons. Gene Ontology annotation, biological process: electron transport chain. Gene Ontology annotation, cellular component: mitochondrial inner membrane. NCBI's taxonomy places the organism in Eukaryota, Metazoa, Nematoda, Chromadorea, Rhabditida, Rhabditidae. The record is from RefSeq and is marked reviewed. The coding region runs from base 1 to 531 and encodes 176 amino acids.
AUGCUUCGUGCUGGAGCCUCUCGUUGCCUUUCGGCGGGAAACACGGCUUUCCGUUGCCUCUCGACUGGAAAGGACAACCUACCGGUCACAAGAUCGCAUGAUGCCAAAAAGGUUGAGCUCAACGAUAUUCUUGACAAACCGUCUCAAAAAACUCCAGUAAAAGUAUCAUCCGAUGAGACAAUGGAUAUCGGAGGUGUUCCACUUGAUCACCAAGAUGCCCGUACCGCUCGCAUCUUCCGUCCAGCAAGAGAGACUACACAAAGUGCUUGGGGUAAUACCAAGUCCUGGACCAUUGAGCUGGAUAAUCGUCAAAGAUGGGAAAAUCCAUUGAUGGGAUGGUCUGGAACUGCGGAUCCACUCUCCAAUGUUGGAAUGGAUCUCAAGUUUGCCACAAAAGAGGACGCUAUCGCUUUCUGUGAAAAGAAUCGCUGGGAGUUUGACGUCGAGGAGCCACAUGAGCGCAAGAUUAAGCCAAAGAAUUACGGACAAAACUUCUCAUGGAACAGAAGAACCAGAAUUGGAACUAAGUAAAUUUCUAUUAAAAGACGAAGUAAACUGAACCGCUUCUAUUUAGAUUUUGUUUUUUUUUGUGUAGAAAAUGAAGAUUUAUCUCGAU